Molecule: messenger RNA, 2634 nt
Organism: Acanthosepion pharaonis
Lineage: Eukaryota; Metazoa; Mollusca; Cephalopoda; Sepiida; Sepiidae
Source: the annotation of a GenBank genome assembly
AUGUUUCUUGUAUUCUUCUCUUUAACUCCUCGUAGUACUUUUUUUUAUUUCCGUCGGAAGCUUAAUCCUCCUGCCCCUCUCUCUAUCUCACUUCCUCCCUUUCUAUCUCUCUCACUCUUUCUCUCAAUCCUAUUUUCUCCUAACAUGAUUAUCUUAGCGCUUCCCCUUCCCGCUUUUCUUUCCUUUCUUGCAACUUCAAAGCAAUUUUCUUCUAUUCUUUCUUCCGAGUUCUUGCUUAUAAAUUCCUUCCCUCACUCAGCUACUUUCUAUCUCUCUUUCUUUCAAUUUUCUCACUUUUUUUCUUUCACGUUUCUUUCUUUCUUUCAAUUUUCUCUCCAUUUCUUUCUUUGUACUUUCUAUUUUUUUAUCGUCUUUCUUUCUGUGUACUUUCUUUCUUUCUCUCAUCAUUUCAAUUUAGUCUCGUUUUUCUUUCACAUUUCUUUCUUUUUUUCAAUCACGCCUCUCUCUCUCUCUCUCUCUCUCUCUCCCUUUUCUUUCUUUUUUAAAAACUUCUCUCUCUCGUUAUCUAUCUAUCUAUCUAUCUAUCUAUCUAUCUAUCUAUCUAUCUAUAUGAGGGCCCUUUUUUCUUUUUGGAACCAAACAGGUUCUUUUCACAGAAUGCACUUAUUUGAACCCGACGAUUAUAAUCCUUUCCAAUCGUCUCAACCUACUUGUCAAGAGGAGUCAGGGCAUCACUACAGUGAAAAUAAAAUGGAAAUUGGGGUAUCCUUUCCUCUCCCAUCAUCCACUGCGAACUUCCGUGCCGGAAGCCGGCUACAAUCUGUGUCGAAGGGGGAUCAGCCGGAUCUCUGGACAAUAUGGACGAAUAUCAAGCCACAACAAAGACUGGAAACGAUUUCGGGCCCGCGGCAGGCAUUGCUGCGAAAACAUGGUCAUUCUUUGAUUGCAGCGAUCAGAAGACAGGUCCGACCUCGGUGCGUUGAUUCGCUGAGCACUUAUCUUCUUUCUUGUUCUUUCCCUCGGCCCUACUUUCGUUCGCUGACAACGCAUUUUAAAAGCAUGUCAUUUGUUUGCCAAACCACAAUAUUUUUUCUUUCUUUCUUUUUUUUUCUUUCUUUCUUUCUUUUUUCUUUCUUUCUUUCUUUCUUUCUUUCUUUCUUUCUUUCUUUCUUUCUUUGCAUUUUCCUUUGUUACUUUCUUUCUUUUUCCAACCAAACCACACAUGAUACUUUCUUUUUUCUUUAUUUCUUCAACCAAAUCACAUACCUUUCUUUCUUUCUUUCUUUCUUUCUUUAUUUAUUUAUUUAUUUAUUUAUUUAUUUAUUUUCGUUCUUUCUUUCUUUCUUUUGUCAACCAAAUAUCUUGUUCUUCAUACUUUCUUUCUUUCUUUCUUUAUUUCUUUCUUUAUUUAUUUAUUUUCUUCUUUCUUUCUUUAUUUAUUUAUUUCUUUUGUCAACCAUAUAUCUUGUUCUUCUUUCUUUCUUUCUUUCUUUCUUUCUUUCUUUCUUUUCUUGUUCUUCUUCUUACUUUCUUUCUUUUUUUAUUUCCUUCUUUCUUUCUUUCUUUCUUUCUUUUGUCAACCAAAUAGCUUGUUUUUCUUCUUACUUUCUUUCUUUCUUUCUUUCUGUCUUUCUUUCUUUAUUUAUUUAUUUAUUUAUUUGUUUCUUUUGUCAACCGAAUAUCUUAUUCUUUCUUUCUUUCUUUUGUCAACCAAAUAUCUUGUUCUUCUUCUUUCUUUCUUUAUUUAUUUAUUUAUUUUGUCAACCGAAUAUCUCGUUCUUUUUUCUUUCUUUCUUUCUUUCUUUCUUUUGUCGACCAAAUAUCUUGUUCUUCUUCUUACUUUCUUUCUUUCUUUUUUCUUUCUUUCUUUUGUCGACCAAAUAUCUUGUUCUUCUUCUUACUUUCUUUCUUUAUUUCCUUCUUUCUUUCUUUCUUUUGUUGACCAAAUAUCUUGUUCUUCUUCUUUGUUUUCUUUCUUUUAUUUAUUUCCUUUUUUUUUCUUUAAAUAUCUUUUCUUUUCUUGACCAAAUCUUUAUUUAUUUCCUUCUUUCUUUCUUUCUUUUGUUGACCAAAUAUCUUGUUCUUCUUCUUACUUUCUUUCUUUAUUUAUUUCCUUCUUUCUUUCUUUCUUUUAUUGACCAAAUAUCUUGUUCUUCUUCUUACUUUCUUUCUUUAUUUAUUUCCUUCUUUCUUUUACCAAAUAUCUUUUCUUCUUUCUUUCUUUCUUUUUUGUUGACCAAAUAUUUGUUUUUGUUGACCAAAUAUCUUGUUCUUCUUCUUACUUUCUUUCUUUAUUUUUCGUGUUUUUUCUGCUUCUUAAUUGUAUUCUUCUCGCUCUCUUCACCGUCAGCUGAUCGCCUUUCUUUCGUUGUCUUUUUUUCGUUUUUCUUUCUUUUUCUUUCUUUCUUUUUCUCUUUCUUUAUUCCUUUCCUUUUUCUUUCUUUUUUUCUUUUUCUCGCUUUCUUUCUUUUUCUUUCUUUUACUCUCUCUCUCUCUUCCAUUCUUUCUUUUAUACUACUUCUUCAUAUCUACAAUUACUCUUUCUUUCUAUCUUUUCUUUCAUUAUUCUUUCUUUUUCUGUUCUUAUUAUUCAUAACCUUAUACUACAUUUCUUCUUUUUCUUCUUCUUCUUCUUCUUCUUCUUCUUCUUAUUAUUAUUAUUAUUAUUAUUAG